AUGAAAUUAUUUAAACAUAUCCUAGCAUUGGCUGUAGCUACUGUUUGUGUCUCUACUAAUACCUUUGACACUGCUCAUAAGUCAUCCAAAUUAGUUGAAAGAGAAGAAGAGUAUGAUAACACAUUCUUAAAUCUCGUUAGCCAAACUUUCAAUAGAUCGGUAGAUGAGAUGUCUGAAUUAGAGAAGGAACUAUGGGAAAAAUUAUAUUCCAGGGGCCUCAAUGUUACCUCAGAUUCGAAUGUAUACCUUAAUUUCAGCAACCUUGAUCUUGACUACAAGGCCCCGCACCCGCAGUUUAAUAGAACGAAAAGCAUUUGGGAUAAAGUAGUUCUGGACUCUAAGUUUCUGAAUCACAAAGUUCGUUAUAAGAAACAAGAUCCCUCAGUGUUAGGUGUUGAUGAUGUGCUUCAAUAUACAGGCUAUUUGGAUACCGACGAUGAUAAGAAGCAUUUUUUCUUCUGGUUCCUAGAAUCCCGUAAUGAUCCAAAGAAUGACCCCCUCAUUCUUUGGUUAAGUGGGGGACCAGGUUGCUCUUCCAUUAGAAACCUUUUUUUUUUAAAUGGACCUUCCAAAGUUAAAUCUAACUUGACGCUAGAGCGUAACCCAUACAGCUGGAAUAAUAAUGCAUCAAUAAUUUAUUUGGACCAGCCAGUGAAUACCGGAUUCUCGUAUUCGGACAUAGAUGUUACGACGACAGUAGCGGCUGGAGAGGACUUGUACGCAUUUUUGGAAUUAUUUUUUAAACUGUUCCCAGAAUAUAAGGACUUAAAAUUCCAUAUCACAGGCGAAUCAUAUGCAGGACAUUAUAUUCCUCAGGAUACGUACGAGAUAUUGCAACAUGAAGAUCGAUCUUUUAAUGUGUCCUCAAUUAUUAUAGGCAACGGAUGGACAGACCCAUUGAUUCAAUACAAGGCUUUUGAGCCUAUGGCAUGUGGGCAAGGUGGAUAUGAGGCAGUCCUUAAUCCUUUUGAAUGUGCUUCCAUGUCGUUAGCUUUCCCUCUCUGCGAGGAACUUGUCCAAAAGUGCUACGACGAUAUGGAUAAUGAUUUGAAAUGUUUCUUGGCAUCCCUGUUUUGCGAUAUUACCCAAUAUUUUUAUUUAGAGGUGAAAGGUGAAAACUUGUAUGACUUAUCCUCACCCUGUAAUGGUUCAGAGUGCUACAUGGAGUAUGAAUACAUUGAGCGUUAUUUUGGGACAUCAAAAGUUAGAGAAGCGCUAGGUAUUGAAGUCCCUAUAUAUUACGACUGUAGUCCUCAGGUACUUACUCAAGUUUACUUAACUGGUGACAAUGCUAAGCCUUUUCAACAAACUGUUCCUCCUAUUUUAGACGCCGGGAUCCCCAUUUUGCUCUAUUCAGGGGAUAGAGACUGGAUAUGUAACUGGCUCGGAAACGACUGGUGGAGUCGAAAUCUUGAGUGGUCUGGUAAACAAGAGUUUAAUGACGCAGAAACACAAAGCUGGUAUGUUGAUGGUGAAGCUGCUGGUACGGUGAGAAACUACAAGCAUUUUACCUCCUUAAGGUUCUUUAAUGCUGGACACCAGGUUCCUUACAAUCAACCUAAGAAUGCCUUGGAUAUGCUUAAUAAAUUUAUUAAUGGGAACUUUGACUUACAAUAA
Molecule: messenger RNA, 1617 nt
Organism: Priceomyces carsonii
Lineage: Eukaryota; Fungi; Ascomycota; Pichiomycetes; Serinales; Debaryomycetaceae
Product: S10 family peptidase
Exons: 1
Coding region: 1-1617 (538 amino acids)
Biological process (GO): proteolysis
Cellular component (GO): fungal-type vacuole
Molecular function (GO): serine-type carboxypeptidase activity
Source: RefSeq, a predicted model, not a curated record